Molecule: messenger RNA, 1961 nt
Organism: Periophthalmus magnuspinnatus
Lineage: Eukaryota; Metazoa; Chordata; Actinopteri; Gobiiformes; Gobiidae
Gene: bdnf
Product: brain-derived neurotrophic factor
Exons: 2
Coding region: 444-1238 (264 amino acids)
Biological process (GO): negative regulation of neuron apoptotic process; cell surface receptor protein tyrosine kinase signaling pathway; positive regulation of collateral sprouting
Molecular function (GO): nerve growth factor receptor binding; growth factor activity
Source: RefSeq, a predicted model, not a curated record
CAGGUCACAUGUUGCAGCGUCACUGUGUGUAGUAAAGUUACUGUAGUUUGCCACGGCUCCUCAUUUGAGCCUCAGAGGUCUCUCAUCCGCCGUGCGCUUCUGCCGCUGCUGCUUCUGCCGCUGCUGCUCCAAGUGCGGCGUUUUUCCUGCGCUUUCACCAUGCGACAACUUCAAUUUGACGCGGUCUCCAAACGGUCUCCAAACGCGGCGCGCAGCCAUGGGAGUGCAUUACCUCAUCCAUGCAAUUUCCACCAUCAAUAAUUUAAUAUAUUUGCUCCAUAGCCGAAGAAGAGAUAUCCUGAAGCUUGACUUGGGGAAAAAGAGAGAGGAAAAUACCGCUUAAAGUGAAUUAAGUUUGUCUAAAGCGUCCCUGAUGACACUGUCCUCUUGAAUGGUCUCUUUUACCACUUGGGCAGUAAAAGUUCCACCAGGUUAGAAGAGUGAUGACCAUCCUGUUUCUUACUAUGGUAAUUUCAUACUUCAGUUGCAUGAGAGCCGCGCCCCUGAGAGACGCCCCGGGUAUGAGGGCCCAUCGGACGGAGGGCUACUUGGGCGCUGCUGCUGCGACUGCGGGCCGGGGCCACGGGACUGCUCAGGGCAGCGGGGGCGAGCUGGCGGCGCUCACAGACACGUUCGAGCAGGUCAUUGAGGAGCUGCUGGAGGUGGAGGGCAACGCCCAUCUGGGACAGGGCUCGGACAAGAGCCAGGGCGGAGGGGGGCCCAGUCCGGUGCUGCCGGCAGAGACCAAGGAUGUCGACUUGUACAACUCGCGGGUGAUGAUCAGCAACCAAGUGCCUUUGGAGCCGCCGUUGCUCUUUCUCCUGGAGGAAUACAAAAACUAUCUGGACGCAGCCAACAUGUCUAUGCGGGUGCGCCGGCACUCGGACCCGUCGCGGCGCGGAGAGCUCAGUGUGUGUGACAGUAUUAGCCAGUGGGUGACAGCUGUGGAUAAAAAGACGGCAAUAGACAUGUCUGGGCAGACAGUUACCGUCAUGGAAAAGGUCCCUGUCCCCAAUGGCCAACUGAAGCAAUACUUUUAUGAGACCAAAUGCAACCCCAUGGGGUACACGAAGGAGGGCUGCAGAGGAAUAGACAAGCGGCAUUAUAAUUCCCAAUGCAGGACAACCCAGUCCUACGUGCGAGCGCUUACCAUGGAUAGCAAAAAGAAGAUCGGCUGGCGCUUUAUAAGGAUAGACACUUCAUGUGUAUGCACAUUGACCAUUAAAAGAGGGAGAUAGUGUAUAAAAUGUAUAGAUUUUAUUGAAGAGUUUAAAAAAAGAGAAUAAAGAGAAAAUAUCUAUUUGUAUAUAUACAUAACAGGGUAAAUUAUUCCGUCAAAUGAAAAUUUUAUGGACUGCAUGUAAAAAAAGAUGAAGUUUAUACAGUAAAAGUGAUACUACAGUCUAUUUAUUGAACAUAUUCAUGACCUUGUAAACAAUUAAAAAAAAUCUGAUCAGUCAUUUGCGCCCAGUUUAAAUUACUAUCACAUUCCUCCAAGACAUUGUGAUUUGUUUACGUUGCCAAGAAUUAGAAAAUGAAGGAAAAAAACAAGGCAAGGAAUGAAGGAGGACAGCUCCAUCUUUAAGGCUUGCAUGCUGCUUCAAUUGUGAAUUGAAAAAUUCUCCACUUACAAAAAAGGAUAUGACGCUUACCAAAAACAUCCCGUUACAUACUCAGAACCUCCUGCAGUAAUUUCUCUGUUUACUGUUCUAAACUUCUCAAGGUAAUGUUGGAACUACAUACUAUGUCAAGGUGCUGUUGUCAAAGCUUUGCUGUUUAUUUUUUUAUCCCCACCAGAGGACAAGAUAUAUAUAAAAGAGUAUAUAUAUAUAUAUCUAUAUAUAUAUAAAAUCUAUUCAUGACAUGUUUCUGGGUUAAUAUUAUUCAUUUUGUAUGUUGUGAAGUUGUUUGCAAUAUUAAACUGAAAUAUUUGAAGAAAUAAAAAUGACUAUAGGCAACUG